CUCCCAGGAAUCCAGAUUUGACAGACAAGCUUGCCUGACAAGCACUACCUUGACAAUCUCCAACCACUUUCCUGGUUUAUUCAUCUUCCCGAAGCUUGCUUUAUCUGCUGGUCCAUUCUUGCCAAGCGAUCUUGGCUGUUUUGGAUUGAGUUGACGAGUAGUUUUCGUAGCGGUUAGCAGUUUUCUAUUCUCUAUCAGUCAGCGUCAUGGCGACUGGAUGGCUCCGUGGCCGCGUAAAGGCCGUCACCUCCGGUGAUUGCCUGGUCAUCAUGGGAAACGUCAAGUCGGGUCCUCCUCCUGAAAAGACAUUGACGCUCGCAUCGCUCAUCGCUCCCAAGAUGGCUCGCAGAGAUGGCCGCGACGAGCCGUUUGCGUGGGAGAGCCGCGAGUUCCUCCGCAAGAAGUGUAUCGGCCAGGAAGUGGUGUUCAAGGUGGACUACGCGGUUCCCAGCAUUCAUCGCGAAUUCGGCAAUGUGUUUAUGGGCGAUACUAACAUCGCGCUGGCGAUCGUGCAAGCCGGCUGGGCUCGGGUGCGGCCGCAAGUGGGUAGCAGCACUGACGUGAGCCCGUAUCUGGAGCAGCUGCUCAAGGCGGAAGAGGCAGCCAAGGCCGAGGAGCUCGGAAUCUGGACCAAGGUGCCAGGAGCAGCAGAGGCAGCGAUCCGCGACCUCCCCCCCUCGGGGGUGGGGCAGGACACGGGGUUCGACGCGCACGCGCUGCUGGAGCAGAACAAGGGGCUCACGCUGGCGGCCAUAGUGGAGCAAGUGCGCGACGGCAGCACUGUGCGCGUGAUGCUGCUGCCUUCCUUCCACUACGUCCAAGUCUACCUCGCCGGUGUCCAGUGCCCAUCUGUAGGCAGGCGCCCGUUUGUGGACUCCACGGCUGCUACAGCAGCAGCAGAUGCAGCAGGCAAUGGCGUGGGCGCUCUCUCUCUCGAGGAGGGAAGCACCGAGGAAGCAGCAGCAGCGGCAGCAGGAGGUGCUCCCAGUGCGGCCCAGCGCCUGGCUGCGUCGGCUGCAGCGGCCGAGCAGAAGGAGAGUGGGGCAGAGCCGUUCGCCCUGGAGGCCAAGCACUUCACUGAAGUCCGCUGCCUCAACCGCGAGGUCCGUGUGGUGCUGGAGGGCGUGGACGGCAAGUUCAGCAACCUUGUGGGCACGCUGCACUACCCUUCAGGGGACUCCGUUGUCAACCUCUCCCUCGAGCUCGUCCAGAACGGCCUGGCUAAGGUGGUGGAAUGGAGUGCCAACAUGCUGGAGGCGAGCGCCAAGGGUGCUCUGAAAUCCGCGGAGCUGGAGUCGAAGAAGCAACGCCUGCGCAUGUGGACCAACUUCGUGCCGCCCCAGUCCAACUCCAUCGCCUUCCGUGAUAACUUCACUGGCAAGGUGGUGGAGGUGGUGAGUGGCGACUGCAUUGUGGUGGCAGACGACGCUGCAGCGGAAGGCACACCCCAGGCGGAGCGGAGGGUCAACCUGUCCAGCAUCCGCGCCAAGAAGAUGGGCAACCCCCGCAGGGAUGAGAAGCCGGAGCCUUAUGCCAGAGAGGCCAAGGAGUUCCUGCGCUCCCGCCUCAUUGGCCAGCCGGUGGCGGUCCAAAUGGAGUACACGCGCAAGAUGCCCCCCAUGGAGGCUGGAGGCCCUGAGGGUCGCAACAUGGAGUUUGGCUCUGCCUUCCUGCUCACAGGCAAGACAGACACACCUGCUCCUGCCGCCCCUGCCACCACCGCAUCUGGUGACGCCGCUCCUGCCGUGCCUGCUGGAGGCGUGAAUGUAGCGGAGAUGCUUGUAACGAGGGGCCUGGCCACAGUGGUGCGGCACCGUGACUUUGAGGAGCGGUCGUCGCAGUACGACGCGCUGCUGGCUGCAGAGGCCAAGGCAGUGAAGCAGAAGAAGAACAUCCACUCCAACAAGGACGCCCCUGCCACUCACAUCAACGACCUGUCUCUGCAUGGCAUGGCGAACAAGGCGCGGGGCUUCCUGCCCUUCCUGCAGCGCGGAAAGCGCAUGGCCGCAGUGGUGGACUACGUGCUCUCGGGCCACCGCUUCAAGCUCAUCAUCCCCCGCGAAAGCUGCGCCAUCGCCUUUGCGUUGUCGGGCGUGCGGUGCCCGGGAAAGGGCGAGCCGUUCUCAGAGCACGCGAUUGCGUUCAUGAGGCGACGGAUCAUGCAGCACGAAGUGGAGAUCGAGGUCGAGACGGUGGACAAGACUGGCACGUUCAUCGGGUCUCUCUGGGCGGACCGCACGAAUGCGGGCGCGCUGCUGCUGCAGGCAGGUCUGGCGAAGCUGCAUCCGUCGUUCACGCCUGAUCGCACUGCCGAGGGCCACCUGCUCAUUUCUGCCGAGACUCAGGCGAAGAACGCCCGUAUCAAGGUGUGGGAAGGGUACGUGGAGGGCCAAGACGCCGCAAACGCUGCUGCCUCAGAGGCCUCUCUGCUGCAAGCCCACGGCAAGCAGGAGCUGGUGCAUGUUCAAGUGACAGAGGUGCUCGGAGGGGGGCUGUUCUACGUGGUGGAAACCACCUCGGGCCUGCUGCCCCGCCUGGAGGGGGCGAUCAAGGAGCUCCAGCUGAGUGACGCCAAGACGCCGGCUCCUGGGACGUUCGCCCCCAAGAAGGGCGAGUUUGUGUUCGCCCAGUUUUCUGCUGACGACAGCUGGGCUCGUGCCAUGGUGGUUGCUGCCCCAGCUGAUCCUACCCCAGCUCGCACCUCUGAAUACACCGUUUUCUACAUCGACUACGGCAACCAGGAGACGCUGCCCUUCUCCCGCCUGCGCCCCUUGGACCAGCCGUCAGUGGCGCCCUCCUCCUUCCCCCGCGGCAAGGCGGAGGGGCUGGGGUUGGCGCAGCUGUGCCGCCUGGCGCACGUGAAGGUGCCGCUCCUGGAGGAGGACUUCGGGCAGGAGGCCGCAGAGGAGGUGCAGGGGCUCACGGGCGGCAAGACGCUGCUGGCUCGGGUGGAGGAGAGGGAUGCAAGUGCGGGGACGAAAGUGAAGGGGCAGGGGAGUGGGGUCUGCUGGGUGGUCACGCUGGUGGAUAGCGAGACGUCGACCAGCGUGAAUGCGGCUCUGCUGCAGGCUGGUUUGGCUCGGCUCGAGAGGCGCAGGGGAGGGGUGCGGAACCCAGCCCUGGCAGCAGUGCUGGAGGGGCUGAAGGAGAGGCAGGAGAUGGCCCGUCAAUCACGCCUGCACAUCUGGCAGUAUGGUGAUGUGGACUCGGAUGAGGAAGAUGACAGGGGUCGCCGACCAGGCCCUCCUGGUGGGCGCAAGUGAGGAAGUGAUUGAAGGAUGUAUUUACUUCGAUUUAUAUCCCAUUGGAGAUGAGGUAUUGGGAGGUUAUGAUGCACUAUGCAAGUUGUCGUCAACCCUACUGUGAUGGUGCUUAGGUUGGGCUGAAGUCAAACCAAGCGGAUAUCUUAUUUCGGUGAGCAGCGAUUUCUUUUCUAAGGCACCUUGCUUGCAUAGGCCACCUUGGUUAACUAAUUCUAGUGGAAUUAAUGUUAAGUUUGACAUAUAUCAUUAAGCUGGGAAGUAUGUCUUUCAACCGAGCUUCAACUGUGUCCUUAUCAG
Molecule: messenger RNA, 3560 nt
Organism: Closterium sp. NIES-67
Lineage: Eukaryota; Viridiplantae; Streptophyta; Zygnematophyceae; Desmidiales; Closteriaceae
Source: the annotation of a GenBank genome assembly